Eriocheir sinensis (Chinese mitten crab) is the source of this 1145-nucleotide messenger RNA. RefSeq lists its product as uncharacterized. Gene Ontology annotation, molecular function: N-acetyltransferase activity. Bases 197 to 892 code for a protein of 231 amino acids. The record is from RefSeq and is a predicted model, not a curated record. Lineage: Eukaryota; Metazoa; Arthropoda; Malacostraca; Decapoda; Varunidae. The transcript has 5 exons.
UUGCCAGCCAGCCGGCCAGCAGACCCAGGAGAAGCUUCAGUCGAGUCUCAUCUCUCGACCUAGUGAUACGUCCAACUCACCGCUCUCCCUCCUCCACUUACUCACUCACUCACAGGGUUCACCCGACACUACUCCCACUCUCACGACUGACCGUCAGCCUUCCACCUUAGCAUCAGCAUCACCAGGCGUCUGCAUCAUGGUGGACGCGGACAGCCUCCAGUAUUCAAACUUAAAAGAGGACGACAUAAAGCCUGUGAUGGACUUCAUGGCGGAGCACUUUUACCCAAGAGAGCCCUUGAGCACGGGCCUGCACAUGACCUACGAAGACAACAAGGAGUGGAUCAGCCAGUCAGUGGCGGAUUGGGUGCGCAGCGGUGUGUGUGUGGUGGCGAGGGACCCAGACACUGGGAAGAUAGGCGGCACACUCCUCGCCACCAUCCUCACUCGGGAGCAAGCCAACACCUACCAGCAAGCACUCACCAGCCCCAAGACCAAGGUGAAGACUCUGCACACAAUCCUCUCUGUGCUGGAGGCCGCCGUGGACUUCUUCGAGCGUUACGAAAAGGUGGACCGCAUCCUGGAGCUGGCCAUGAUGACUGUGUCGCCUGAACUGGCGGGCCGCGGAGUCGGCAGGCGGCUCGUGCAGGAGAGUGAGAAGCGUGGCCGCCGCCUCGGGUGCCAGUUGGCCACGGCGCAGGCCACGGCGGUCCCCUCACAGCGGAUCCUCUACCGGCUGGGCUACGAGGCACUCUACACAAUGGACUACACAACAUUUGAGAUCGCCGGGGACCGCGUGUUCGACAUGGACAGAAUGCUGGGCACGCCCUCCGCCAAGGUGAUGGCCCGCCUACUGGAGCCUCUAGAGGAAAAUGGAGAGAAGCUUAAGGAGUAAUGGGUUGUAGAAGUAUCUGAUAUUUCUCCCCUUCCCUACACCCCUUUUUGUUACAUAUUCUAUCCAGGUAAUGAUUCUCGCAAGGGAAGUUUUCCACCCUCAAGACAUUUUCAAAACAAUGUAUAUGCAAACUGUUUUAUUUUCUGAUUGCAAAUGUUAAUACAAGCUUUUUACUGGUUUACUCAGUAUUGCAUUAAAUUAAUGAUCAUUAAAGUAUUUUUAUUAACUUUCUUUAUUUUCAGAUACUACAGUA